Molecule: messenger RNA, 2187 nt
Organism: Talaromyces atroroseus
Lineage: Eukaryota; Fungi; Ascomycota; Eurotiomycetes; Eurotiales; Trichocomaceae
Exons: 4
Coding region: 1-2187 (728 amino acids)
Source: RefSeq, a predicted model, not a curated record
AUGUCGGAGGCUCAGCCAGAUCAGCCUCCUGGCGACCCAUCACCUAAUUCUGCUCCUGCUCCUGCUGCCGAACCUGUUGCUGCUGCUGCUGCGCUCCCUCCUCCGCCCCCUCUACCGCCAAUAUCUACAGACGAAAUAGACAAUCUUACAGAAACUACAAUUGCAACUACAGCCACGACCGACACAGUGCCAGUUUCCGCUCCAGAUGUUGCUACCGCGACUACUUCUACCCCCUCUACCACCUUGGGAACCGUACCUAGUCCAGCGCCGGCACCUGUGUAUACACCUACACCAGCACCUCCUCCUCCGCUCCCGGUAGCGACGUCAGCUCCUAUAUCAUCCCCAUCGGUUGCAACUCCGGCUCCUCCCUCAAUGCCUCCAUACCAGCCAACGUCGACUGUCUCAUCGCCAAACCCGCCGCCAAUGCAAGCGCAGCCUCCAAUGGGAUCAGGUAUGCCUUCUUCUGUACCUCCAAUGCAGCCAAUGGGUCAAUACAACCCCGGUUAUUCGCCCGCGAUGGCGCAAAUGGGCAUGCAGGGAGGCCAGAUGAGUUAUCAGCUUCCGGGCAAUCGUUCGCGAGCGCAUCAGCGAGAAGUAAAAAGACGGACUAAAACUGGGUGUUUGACAUGCCAGAAGAAACCCAGGGAAGAAGGCGGCGGUGGUGGUGCUGGUGUUGUUGGUGUUGUUGUUGUUGGCGGCGGCGGCUCUUUCUCUCGAGGUGCGGCGGGAUGGCGGGAGAUUUUCUGCAGUCGCUUAAGCGUCGUUCUUAGCUCGCGUCUUCCCAUCCCACUUUUUGAUAGAGCCCCGCCAACGACAGUCGCUUACACCACGCUCUUUCACCCCAUUAUAGCCGAGUUUUGCAAUAAUACUGACGCUCAAUUGAGCAAACGCGAGUGUUUAGGCUACGACCCGGUUUUUCGCCAACAACCGGGACCGUCUGACAUACGGCCUGCUGCGAAUUCGCAGCCUGCGCUGGUGGUCAAUCCUCAGGAAAACCACAACCCGUAUCCCUCUGCGCCCCCAGGAUACGUGCCUGCCUCAGCUCAGCCUUUUGCUCCUUCAGUUCAGUCGGAUUCUUCCGUCCAGUCGUUUGAUCAGUCGAGCCUCAGCAACAACAACAACCACCACCACCCUGCCAGUCGGCAAGGCCCCGUUGAGCCUUCCGUAGAGGGAAGCGACACCAUGUCGAUGAUGGCAAGUCUCCAGGAUACCAUCGACGGCUCUAUGUCUCAGCCCGUGGGAACUCCUGAUCUGUCAACGCCGGCCCUCCUGCCAUUUUCAGGACAAGUUGGCCGACAAGAGAAAGUCAAGAUACAAGACCUUCUAGCGCUUCAAGGCAUUGCUCCGCCCCCACCAUAUCCUAUCGUCCCUAUUCAGCAGGCUCGUCUAGACCAAAUACAGACUGUCUACCUCCAUACAUAUGCGCCAGCCAUUGAUCGAUUUCUAGAGACUCGAUGGUUUCGAGACAAAGGCUUGUCGCAAUUGUUAACAAAUGCGCAACUCAUGGCGCAAUACUCGGCCCUCAUCGAUGCAUUUAAUGACCCAAAGAUAGAUGACCCUGCUGUUAGAGGCCGCGUGGAAAGCUUUGAAGCGUCAGUGGUCUGGGAUACGAUGUCGAUUUGCCGUUCAGCCCGUAAUCUGGUGCGGAACGGUAACACUGAGCCUAUGCAGGAAUACGAUCUGCUGACCACGGCGAACCGGUUCGAUAUUUUGGAGGCAUUAAUCACAGACGAUCAUUUGAAGGAUAACCCAUUACGAGCAGACCUCACCCGCGAACCACCGCCAAAUCCAAACUCUUUGCAAGAUCAACUACGUUUGCGAUCUUUGAAUUUCUGGAAUUGCAUCGGACACUUCCUUACGCUUCAGGAUAAUGAGGCUUCCUCUGCUGUGGAAAUUGACGACACGCUAGGUCGUUGUCGCGCGCUGCUCGACCAAAUUGAGAACCGAGACGUGAUCUACUCUAUGGCUAUUGGGCGACACCUCGGUCAGCGUCUGUUAGACUUUCAUCCGCGAAAUAGACCGGACAAUUCAAGUGAUGAGAGGAACGCCAACACAAAGCUUCUUGUUGCGCAAAGGUUCAUUGAAGACGAGGCCAAAGAGAAAGGUACAACGCAAGUUGUCAAACGCCUUUGCGGUAUGGUUCAUAGGCUGUGGGAACUGAAAAAUAUUCUACUUCCACGCGCAUGA